Molecule: messenger RNA, 3273 nt
Organism: Aphis gossypii (cotton aphid)
Lineage: Eukaryota; Metazoa; Arthropoda; Insecta; Hemiptera; Aphididae
Exons: 3
Coding region: 1-3273 (1090 amino acids)
Source: RefSeq, a predicted model, not a curated record
AUGUCAUCGAUUGAAGACAUUUUUGUCAAUGGAAUGUUGACACCUCAAAUAGUUGUACCAAUUAUCGGUGAUGGUGCCUGCCUUUUCCGUUCAAUAUCAUUUCAUUUGUUUAACACUCAAGAAAGACGUCAGGAGAUCCGAAAUAAAAUUGUUUCGUAUGUGUCUGAUAAUUGGAAUAUUUUUAUUACUAUGUCUUACAAUUCAAAUGGUGACAACUUUUCCACUGCUGAGGCUUAUGUUCGUGAAAUGGUCAAUCCUACUGUCUACGGUGGUUAUUGCGAAUUGGUUGCAGCUGGAAAUAUUUUCCCAUUUUUAUUUCAAAUUUAUUAUAAUCAUAAUCUUUAUGCUAAAUUUGGUGUAGAUACAUUCCCAGUAAAAAGAUUGCGUCUAACUGGAAAUAUUAAUAGUGUAAAUUUAAAUACUACUUCAGAGGGUGAUUUAUCUAUUUUUAAUAAUGUUAGUGUCACAGAAAAUAGUAAUAAAAAUAAAAAUACAAUUAAUAAAAAAAGUAAGAAGCGUCGCCGUGCUAGAUAUACACAUAAAACUCGAAUCAACCAAGUUAAGAAAGCUAUAACAAAGUACAAAGUAAUCAAACACCAAGAAACUUUAGGGUUUCCGACUAAAAUUAAUUUACUCAAAUGGAAAAUUAAGAAAUUAUCUGGUCUAGCAUAUAAUCCCACUAUUGAUUAUAAAAAUAACAUUGGUACUAUGAACCAAAAAUGUAAUUUUUGUAACGCUCUCAAGUGGAAAGGCGAAACUCCUGGUAUGUGCUGUAAUAUAGGUAAAACACAACUCGAUCUCUUACAGCCGCCCCCAGAACCAUUACGCAGUUUACUUGAGGGAGACCAUCCUGAUCAUGAUCACUUCAUUAAUCGUACUAGGAAAUAUAAUAGUUGUUUUCAAAUGACUUCGUUUGGUGCUAAACAGAUUGUUGAAGAAGGUUUUAUGCCAACAUUUAAAGUGCAAGGCCAAGUCUACCAUUUGUACGGCAGUUUGAUUCCAAAUACUCAGGAAAACCCACAAUUUUUACAAAUAUAUUUUGUUGGCGAAGAUGAAAAAGAAGUUCAACUUAGAUGCUCUCUUUAUCCAGAAGUUAAACAAGCAUUAGUCAAACAGCUACAAAAUAUGCUGCAUACUGAAAAUAAGUAUAUUCGAGAGUUAAAAACCACAAUAGAUAAUGCAAGUCAAAAUAAUACUAAUUUUCAGGUGGUUAUUCACGCUGAUAGAAAACCUGCUAAUGGACACAAAGGCUGUUAUAAUGCUGCAACAUGUAAUGAAGUAGCUUUAGUUAUAGUUGGGCAGCAGUUUGAAAAACGUGAUAUUAUUAUUCAAAGCCACGAUAAUCGAUUACAACGGAUAAGUGAAUUACACAGAUCCUACGACGCACUUCAAUACCGUCUAAUGUUUUGUUAUGGAGAAGAUGGAUACUCAAUAGAUAUUUCUCAGAAGGAUGCAACUACAAAAUUAAUUACAAAUAAAACUGUAUCUGCUGCCAAUUUUUAUUCAUAUAAAAUUAUGGUAAGGAAAGAACAAGAUAAUCAUUUGCUUCGUUAUGGUCCAUUGUUCAACCAAUAUUUAGUAGAUAUGUACGCAAAAAUAGAGACUGAAAGAUUAAAUUUCAUUAGAAAUCAUCAAAAUAAGCUUAGAGCAGUUAAAUAUAUUCAUUUAAAAGAUACCGUUGGAAGACAAGAUGUUGACGCAGAUCAACUUGGAAAAUUAGUUGUAUUGCCAUCAUCUUUUACAGGAGGCCCACGAUAUAUGCAUGAACGAGCCCAAGAUGCACUGACGUACGUUCGACACUAUGGCAGCUCAGAUUUAUUCGUAACUUUUACGUGUAAUCCAAAAUGGCAAGAAAUCCAAGAAGCACUUUUACGAGGACAAAAACAUUACCAUCGCCCAGACAUCAUUGCAAGAGUAUUUAAUCGAAAAGUUAAGGAGUUAAUAGAUCUGUUGACAAAAGGAGAUUUGUUUGGGAAAGUGAGGUGCCAUAUAUAUUCAGUUGAAUGGCAGAAACGAGGCCUACCUCGCGUACACAUAUUACUAUGGUGGGAGAAUCAAAUUACAUCAGAUAUGAUAGAUAAAUUCGUGUGUGCUGAGAUUCCGAAUCCAGAUGUAGAUCCUUUACUGUACGAGAUAGUAAAGGCUAACAUGAUACAUGGACCAUGUGGACUUUUGAAUAAAAAUUCUCCGUGCAUGAAAGGAGGUGUUUGCAGCAAACGUUAUCCAGUUACGCUCAUUCAAGAAACUCAAAGAGGUGAAGAUGGCUAUCCAAAAUAUAGAAGGCGAUCAACAAACGAUGGUGGUUUCAAAGUGAGUAUUAAGUCAAUUGACUUAGAUAACAGGUGGGUUGUUCCAUAUAACCCUGUGUUAUUGCGUACUUUUAGUGCUCAUAUAAAUGUAGAAAUAACCAGUUCAAUCAAGUCUAUAAAAUAUGUAUGCAAAUAUGUCACAAAAGGUAGUGAUCACGCAGCGUUUGGUUUAGGAAAAUCUGACCAUACAGAUGAAAUAAAAAUAUAUGAAAGUGGCAGGUAUAUAAGUAGUUCCGAAGCAGCUUGGAAAAUUUUAGGUUUUUAUAUACACGAUAGGUAUCCAGCUAUUAUUCAUCUUGAUGUUCACCUAGAAAAUGGACAACGUGUCUACUUCACAGCAAAUAAUGUUGCCGAAAGAAUAGAAAAUCCACCAACAACAACUCUUCAGGCUUUUUUCCAGAUAUGUCAAACCGAUAAUUUUGCAAGAACAUUGCUUUAUCCACAAGUUGCUUCGUAUUAUGUGUGGAAAAAUAAGAAUUUUGUUAGACGUAAACAAGGCCAGAAUGUCGAAGGUUGGCCAGGAGUUAAGAAAGAUACAGCUUUGGGUCCAACAUCGUAUUCAUUUUUGAAGAUUGUGAACAAUAUCGAGUAUCCGACAUUCCAGGCCACAUGUAAAGCACUUGGAUUAUUAGAAGAUGACAAUCAGUGGGAUUUUGCUUUAGAAGAAGCAGCAUUAUGUCGUUCACCUAAUAAAAUGCGAGAACUUUUCAGUGUAAUAUUAAUAUUUUGCCAUCCCUCAGAUGCUUCAAGUCUUUGGACUAAGUAUAAGGACGAUUUUUCAGACGAUAUUCGGCGACAAUAUUAUAGACAACAUCUAGAAAAUAAUAUAACAGACAGUGAACUUUAUAAUAAGUGUUUGGUAUUAAUUGAAGACUUUGUUUUGAAUCUAGGUGGAAAUAACUUAAAAGAAUAUGGUUUUAUAUGGAAAAUGAGCUUACGCGUGUGUUGUGGAAAGUGCCUGUGA